Cylindrotheca closterium is the source of this 834-nucleotide messenger RNA. The record is from the annotation of a GenBank genome assembly. Lineage: Eukaryota; Bacillariophyta; Bacillariophyceae; Bacillariales; Bacillariaceae.
AUGUCUCAGAAUUUCUUCGCAGCCCUCGACGACUCGGGCGAUGAAGCACCUGCUCCUGCCAAGAGCGUUGCAAAGAAGCGCGAGCCGAAGACCUCCAGCAAGUCUGAAUCGAGUUCCGCUGUCACCAGCCGUCGAUCUAACAACGAUCGCAACACUAAGCAUGGACGCGGAGGACGCAAUGCUCCCAGGGACGGGAAACGAGCAUAUGAGCGACGCAGUGGAACUGGGAGAGGGAAGGAGAUUAAGAAGGGAGGAGGCGGUGCCAGAAACUGGGGAUCUGACAAGGCUGAUGCUAAGAAGAUGGAAGGCACAAUCAACGAGGACGAAGUAAAGGAAGAUGCGCCAUCCGAAUUGCCUGUGGAAGAAGUCGUGGAAGCUGGCAUUGAAGAGGCUCCCAUUGAAGAGAAGCCUGAGGACAAUACCAUGACUUUUGCAGAUUACAUGGCAGCUAAGGAAAAGAAAGAGGAGACGGCUGGUCGUGAAACUGAAGACGAAUUCAAGGGAUUCAAUGCAGCGACAAAGGUAGAAGAAGAUUUCCUUGUGAUGGGAGGUGCAAAGCAAAAGAAAAAUAAGAAGAAAAAAGAUGGAGAGAAGAAAACAGUCGAAGUUGGAUUCCGUGUUGCUAAUCCAAACAGUGGCAGAGGUGAUCGCGACCGCGAUCGUGGUGGCAGAGGAGGCCGUGGCGGAAGAGGCCGUGGCGGACGAGAUGGGCGUGGUGGCAGAGAUGGGCGUGGAAGAGACGGACGCGGAAGAGGCAGGAGCAGUGGGCGCGGUGGAAGAGGAAGGAACAGUGGCCUCAAUGUCCAAGAUGAAACCGCUUUCCCAUCGCUGUAA